Molecule: messenger RNA, 1668 nt
Organism: Trichoderma breve
Lineage: Eukaryota; Fungi; Ascomycota; Sordariomycetes; Hypocreales; Hypocreaceae
Product: GMC oxidoreductase domain-containing protein
Exons: 8
Coding region: 1-1668 (555 amino acids)
Molecular function (GO): flavin adenine dinucleotide binding; oxidoreductase activity, acting on CH-OH group of donors
Source: RefSeq, a predicted model, not a curated record
AUGGCAAAAUCUCAAUUCGAUUUCAUCGUCGUGGGUGGCGGAACAUCCGGUAGCGUGGUGGCUUCUCGACUUGCCCGGACUCGAGCUCAGCCGUCGGUGCUUCUUCUGGAAGCUGGCGGUGCCAACUCAGGCCUGACUCAUCGCUGUCCGGGCGAAUCAUCGUCAUUUUACACCUCGGAUGAGGCUGCACCUCUCAACUAUCGUUAUAGAGCUGAUCUAGGUGACAGACUGAAGGGGAGGGAGCUGCAGUAUGACCGCGGCCGUGGUCUCGGCGGCACCUCGUGUAUCAACAUAGGAUUGUGGGAUUAUGGCAGCCCGGCAGAGAUGGACGAGUGGGCUGCGUUGGUUGGUGACCAGGAUUGGAGCUGGGCAGCUACGCAGGAGAGAAUGCAAAAGAUAGAGAAUGUUCACUACGUGGACGAAAAUGGUGAUGAGAGGGGUUUGAAUGGGCAAACUUCAAAGCGGUUUGGCCCUGUCGACGUGUCUCAACUUGUUUCCUAUGCACCUACGCUAAAGAUGAUUUUAGAAGCAGCGAAAGAGGUAAACUGGCCUGUGAUCCCAGAUAUCAGUCACGGGGCUCUGGGACUUUCUGUCCCACCCUUUGCGGUUUACAAGGGUCUUCGUAUCACGGCGGCUUCAGCAUAUCUGUCUGACCUGCCGUGUAAUCUUAUUGUCAAGGUCGAGUCCAUGGUUGCUCGUAUUAUCCUUGAUGAAGGCAUUGCUAAAGGAGUAGAGCUCGACUUUGCCUUCAAAGACGUGAUUAUUUGCGCUGGGACCUUUGACACCCCCAAAAUUUUAAUGUUGUCCGGAAUCGGACCUCCUGAGGAGCUGGCUGAGCAUGGGAUUCCAGUUCAGGUGCCUCUGUCUGGAGUUGGUCAGAACCUUGCAGAUCACCCAUCACUCCGGUUAUAUACACGGGUCAAUGUCGACGCAAUCCCUUCUGAUGGCAAACCUGGGGGCGACGUGUCGACGUGGCGAGACCAAUGGUUGAAGGACCAAAAGGGCCCCCUAGCCAUGGUACCAAACAAAUUUACCAAUGGCUAUUUCAAGAUUGGCAACUUGGAACAUCUCUCUGGGUGGAAGCAGCUCAAUGAUCACACCAAGGACUAUCUGAUGCGGCCGCUUACAUCAAAUAUCGAGUAUGUUGCUACUAUUAUACCAGACCCGUCUCUGCUUCAUACGGUGUUGAGGAUUAGUGUUCUAUUGAUGAAUGCCCAGUCCCGUGGGAAGGUCCAUCUCAAAAGUUCGGAUCAAGCAGAGCCUCCUCGAAUUCUGCUCAAUUACCUGCAGCAUCCAUUUGACUUGCAGGUCAUGAUUCAAGGUGUUAGAAAAGCCAUGGGCUUUGCACAGUCUGCUGGCUUUGCGCAUGGGUCGUUUGAUGGACUGAAGAGCGGCUCGGAUGAUGAUAUAAUGGAUUAUACGCAAAAAAAUCUGCAGGUUUCGUGGCAUGCAAUGGGCACGACCAAGAUGGGAAAGCCAGCAGAUGAGACCGCAGUCGUGGGGCCGGACUUGCGAGUGUUUGGAGUGCAAAAGUUGCGAGUUGCAGAUUUAAGCGUCUGUCCAGUUAUCCCGAGUAACCACACACAAUCUACAGCAUAUCUAAUUGGCGAAGUUGCAGCAGAGAAACUUAUUGCAGAGUACUCAUUGGAUUUAUUAACUACAGGUUAA